UUGCACCUAGCUAGCUAAGGAUAUCUGGAUAUGGCUAUUUCUCGGUUUUCCUCCGUAUGUCUCGUUCUCCUCCUAUCUGCGGAAUUCCUCUCUCUUUCUAAGGGCAAUGUCGGCAAUGCGGCCCAUUAUACAACCCCAUAUUUACCGACUGCCUGUUACGGAUCAGAUGUGUCGCAGUUCCCGUCGAGCAACAUGUUCGGAUCGGCGGGUGAGGGGGUAUGGGACAACGGUGCAUCAUGUGGAAGGCAGUACUUGGUGAGGUGCAUAAGCGCCGCCGUCCCAAAAACCUGCAUUCCAGGCAAGAUCAUUCAGAUCAGGAUCGUCGAUCGCGCUCUCACCUCCGUUUCCCGUCCCUCCAACCCCGGCGCCACCAUUGUCCUUUCCACCGCUGCCUUCGCCGCCAUCGCUAAUCCUUCCGCUGCAUCCGUUAACAUUGAAUUUCAGGAGGUUUGAAGUAAUGAAGGA
Morus notabilis is the source of this 465-nucleotide messenger RNA. RefSeq names its product EG45-like domain containing protein. The transcript is spliced from 3 exons. NCBI's taxonomy places the organism in Eukaryota, Viridiplantae, Streptophyta, Magnoliopsida, Rosales, Moraceae. The record is from RefSeq and is a predicted model, not a curated record. Bases 31 to 453 code for a protein of 140 amino acids.